Messenger RNA from Haliotis rufescens (red abalone), 1570 nucleotides. RefSeq names its product deoxyribonuclease-1-like. The transcript has 11 exons. The record is from RefSeq and is a predicted model, not a curated record. The coding region runs from base 201 to 1370 and encodes 389 amino acids. Gene Ontology annotation, molecular function: DNA nuclease activity. Gene Ontology annotation, biological process: DNA catabolic process. Lineage: Eukaryota; Metazoa; Mollusca; Gastropoda; Lepetellida; Haliotidae. Gene Ontology annotation, cellular component: nucleus.
AAAAGACUAGCGGCGUUGGAAGGUUAGUUCCAGACAGUGUUUCAAUAAUGUCGUCACCAUCAUGGACAAUUGUUUCCUUGGGAUUAUAAUGUUGACGGGAUGUUUCCGCAUCUGUGAUUCCACAUGACUCCACCCCCGCGCUCGCUGCCCCACCCCUGCGGGUGGCGGCAUUCAACAUACAGGUGUUUGGGAGGAAGAAGAUGAAAAACAAAAAUGUCACCAGUAUUAUUUCGAAGGUGGUGCACAGAUAUGACCUGGUGUUGCUCCAGGAGAUCCGAGACAAGGGGGAGACGGCGCUGGACAAACUUCUCACCAUGCUGAACAAAGUCGACCCCGAUGACCCUUUCGUGGCCGAUGUGAGCGAGAGGCUGGGAAGAACCGUCUCUAAGGAACAGUACGCGUUCCUCUACAGACCCAGCCGAGUCCAGAUCGUGGGCAGCUACCAGUACGAGGACGGCGCUGAUGACGGCACGGACUCCUUCGAGAGAGAACCCUACGCCGUCAGGUUCACGUGUCCGAACUUGGAAAUUGACGAUUUUGCGAUUAUCGCCAUCCACACGUCGCCCAGCAAAGCUGUAGCUGAGAUCAACGCCCUCGUGCACGUGUGGGAAGCAACCAAGAAACACUGGGGCAUCGAGAACAUCAUCAUCGCAGGCGACUUCAACGCUGACGGCGACUUUGUGUCCGGCUCAGACUGGGAGAGGAUAUCCCUGAGGAGUGAUCGUCGUUUUACCUGGCUCAUCAAGGACAACGCAGACACCACCGUCAGCAGCACCGACUGCAGUUACGACAGGUUUGUCGUGACUGGGCACCAGCUGAAGACCAACAUAGUUCCAGGCAGCUGCAAGGUGUUCCGCUUUGACACGGAGUUCAGUCUCUCCCAGGAAGAGGCCGAAGAUGUCAGCGACCAUUAUCCCAUUGAACUUUCCAUUGCGGGGAAAAAAAAUACGAAACUGCAAAAGAUACUAAAUACGGAGCUGUCCUUCAACAUCGCACAGAUGCAGAACAUCUCCAGUGUCAGCCAUGUCCGAGCUUUGUACCGAACCAAGAAAGCCAAGGGUGCUGGUUUCACGAUUGAACGGAAACGAGAUGGCGACAGGAAGACAUUGCUUGAAGUGAUUGCCGUGAAAGAGCAUGAGUCAGACGUGGUGACCAGUUUGCAGAAGUUCCAGAAAUUAUUUCCCGAGGUGCUGUUUACCGAGUCUAUCGGAAUGGCCAAGGCAUACAUGGACUCUGGGAUGUUUGACAAGCCGCCAUAUGUGUACGGGCUAUGCACUGUGGAAUCCAAGAAGUCCUAUGACGUCACAAUCACGUGCCGUUUAAGAGCUCCUUUGACAUGUCACGUGAAGGUCACAAAUCGUAGAAGUUGAUCCGGCAGUGGAUCUCCUGGGAGAUGUGACAGAGAAUACUCAACUUUGGUUAUACACAGCAAAAGCAGGUUGCAUGUAUCGUAGUUCACCCAUCUUCCUGAGGCAAGAUAGUUAACUGACUAUAAAAGUCCAGUUUCCACCCUUGCCGAACUAGGCUCGUAUUAUGGAGUUACAUUUUGGCUGGACUAACGAGUCAAUGC